AUGACUGAUACACAACCAAUUCAAGAUCAAACAAACCUCACUAUCCUACAAAGAAGAAAACUUCGUAUUUUAAAUAACAACCAAGACAGAUUUAGUUUAAUUACUGGUGAGGUUGAUAAAAUUGAAGAAAAACCAAUCUCUGAAGAAGAUCUUAUUCGUCAACAAAAACAAAAUACUUCUAUUCAACAACAACAACAACAACCCUCUCAAACUGAAAUUAAAGAAGAAAGUCCAAUUGCCUACAAAUUAAAAAAUAUUGGUAUUGCAUUUUUGGUCUUAUUUAUUGGAACGUUUAUUGCUCAUUUUGCUGGUUAUUCUUUAUUACCUUCAGAAUUUAUAGAAGGGUUCAUUUGUUGUUUAUUUAUGAUAGUUGCUGGAAUUUUGUUGUUAAUAAGAAAAUUGGUUCAAUUAUUUUCUACACUACCUUUACUAUCUUCUCAUCAAGAACACUAA
Molecule: messenger RNA, 453 nt
Organism: Entamoeba dispar SAW760
Lineage: Eukaryota; Evosea; Mastigamoebida; Endamoebidae
Exons: 1
Coding region: 1-453 (150 amino acids)
Source: RefSeq, a predicted model, not a curated record